AUGGCAAGUACCGUCGUGAACGCUCUCUUUGGGUCGUAUGAUCUACGGAAUGCAAAGCAGUGGCGAGACGAAGACAUGGCGUAUCGAGAGCAGGAGAUUCAAUGGCUUAACGACGAUAUUGUACGUGCCCAUCAGUGGCGUAUUGCAGAUAUGGAGCGUUUUUUACGACGCGAGAAGAUGCAGAGUGAGCACGUUGUGUGUGAAGCUCGUGCUGAACAACUUUCGACCGUUUCUGAGCAGUCAACACUGCUGUGUGGAUUUAUAGUAAGUGCCAUGUGUAAUGUGGGCGUACCGGAUAAUCUUCAUGCGUCUAUAUUGUUCCUCUACACCGUAUCGGGCACAUUGGUGUGUGUGACAAUGCUCAUUUGCGCCGUCAUGUGCACAAACUUGCAACUCGCCGUGACGCGAUACGCGGCUCACACGCUUGAAGACAGUGUACGAAGUAUGGAAAUCAAUCAGUUGGAAUGGGACUCACCUUUUAGUUACUGGUGGCUAAGCCGCUGUGAAAAGGAGCAGAUGACGGCCUACAAAUUCAUGCUUUUCGGCGUCGCUUUUUUCUUCCUUUACUUAGGAGCUGUCUCGUGGGUCCAGUUCUACAUGUCCACCGCCACGUCGCUUAGUAUCUCAUCACUGUCGUUUAUAGCGUUCCUCAUUUGGCAGCUACGCAUUGCUAGCAAAUGGAGGUAUCUGCUUGCGCCGCCAUCGUCAGGAAAUGUGGUAAGAGAAUCGGGGUCAUCUGCAGACAGUGCAUCCUUGCAGUCGUAUCUGUCGGCGCCGAGAACACCGCCGGUAUUAAGAAAAUCCAUGCUGGAAUCAGGUGCUGCAGCGUCAGCAUCGGGCUUCACAAAGUCCGUGAUACCGACACCAACGUAA
Peronospora belbahrii is the source of this 873-nucleotide messenger RNA. The record is from the annotation of a GenBank genome assembly. Lineage: Eukaryota; Oomycota; Peronosporomycetes; Peronosporales; Peronosporaceae.